Molecule: messenger RNA, 450 nt
Organism: Gongylonema pulchrum
Lineage: Eukaryota; Metazoa; Nematoda; Chromadorea; Rhabditida; Gongylonematidae
Source: the annotation of a GenBank genome assembly
AUGGCUGUGAACAGCACAGGAGGCGGUAAUGAAGUGAAAGCAAAAAAGAAUCGUAUCUGGAAUCCGGCACUGGAUGACUGUCAUGAUAUCGUAAAAAAUGAAAAAAUUGGAAACUCAGUUCCGGUUUCUGUUCAGUACGGCUUUUUUUACCAGAAUUAUGCACGCCUGAUGCAACAGCAUGUGGCCACAGUGCAACCGGACCAUUCAAACAUUCCUCAAAACAACAACACACCAGUUCCCUUUCAGCCUAGCGUUACAAAUCUUACCGAUCGCACAAGAAGCAUGGCGAUGAGCCAAAACAUGAUGAGCAUCAGCUUACCGAAUCAGAAUUGUUGCGCCGUGUGCGGUAACAUAUUUCGGCUAACAACGGAUCUCGUGCAGCAUAUGCGCGUCAAUCAUCGUGGUAGCCAUUGCUCACGUACGCAAAAACGAACGAAUAUCCUUCUCUAA